Molecule: messenger RNA, 1367 nt
Organism: Ostreococcus lucimarinus CCE9901
Lineage: Eukaryota; Viridiplantae; Chlorophyta; Mamiellophyceae; Mamiellales; Bathycoccaceae
Exons: 1
Coding region: 11-1150 (379 amino acids)
Source: RefSeq, a predicted model, not a curated record
UUUUGAAGCGAUGCGAAACAAACGAAGGACGCGACGGCUUCGUAUCACGGUGAUUUCCAUUACGCUGGCGUCAUCCAUGUCGUUCAUCAUGUACCGUAGUCUUUCGUCGUCGUCGUCGUCGUUGAAAACGCACCGUGACGACGUCUCGCCACUUGAACGUUCAAUCGCUGACGUCGUGCGCGACUUAAAGGCUACGCGCGAGCGUGUGUUGCGCGAUGUUUUAGCGACCGCAGUGAGUACGGAUACGACGGAUGCGCGAGAGGUCGAAAACAGUUCGCCGAUCGCGGACGCGCUCGAUCAAGCGAAGCGAAUCAUCGAGAACUUUGACCGCGCUGGUCGCUCGAACGCCAGAGAGGAUGAAGCCGAAUCACUCGAGACGUUACGUAGUGUAGUCGAGAGCGUGAGUGAUGUACAACGUUUAGCGGCAAAUCCGAAUUCGCCGGUGGUGAGGCGCGCGAAGAAGCGUUCAGAGCUGUUCAACAGAAUUCACGACGCAAAUUUAUGGGGCAGCGCGGAGUCGAGAUCCGGGGGCGGUUCGACGAAAGCGACGACGAGUACCGCGGCGAGAUGUAUCGGCGAAUGGAUUCGAAAGUAUGACAUCAAGACUUUCUUGGACUUGCCGUGCGGCGACGCGAAUUGGCAAGCAGGCAUCCCUGGGAUUGAGAACGUAAGAUACACUGGCAUGGAUAUAAGCGUCGGCGCGCUCGAGACGGCGAAGACGCGCAUGUCUGAGGUUCAAACCGAUAUCGACGAUUUUCGCACGCAUGAUAUCGUCGCGUUACCUAUGCGCCAACGUUACGACGCCAUCAUGCAUCGCGACGUCGUGCAACACUUGUCUUACGAAGAAGCCCUGCGAGGUUUGUCCAAUUUCGCGAAGAGCGGUUCGACGUACUUCAUCGUCAGCACGCACCCGAAAUCGACGGAGCGAGGCGUGGAAUCGGACGUCGGUGUAGCGCGCGAUAUUGGAUACACGUAUCAAAACAACAUGCAGUCGGAGCCAUUCAACUUCCCGCCGCCGUUGGAAAUGUGCGACAACUACGCGAACAACGACGCUUCAAAGAUUGCGAUUUGGAGAAUCGCGGACCUUCCGAAUUUCGAACGUAAGCUCGCGCAUAUUUCAACGCACGAAAGCGGCGCGCGAAAGAUUUGACGUUAGCGUAGCGCGGGUUGUCAUUCGCCACCACGCGCUCGAGCGUCGCGCGCGGCGACGCGCGGCGCGACGCUCGAGCGCGCAUCGACCGGCGUCGCUCGUUCGCACCAAACCGCGCGCCAAACGCGCGCGGCGCGUUCGAACGUCGCCGUCGCGCGCGUCGCGAGAAAAGGCGCGAAAUCACACGCGCGCGCGGCGCUAAGAUUGCGUGUCCACG